Messenger RNA from Carlito syrichta (Philippine tarsier), 987 nucleotides. RefSeq names its product serpin family A member 10 (gene SERPINA10). Gene Ontology annotation, molecular function: serine-type endopeptidase inhibitor activity. NCBI's taxonomy places the organism in Eukaryota, Metazoa, Chordata, Mammalia, Primates, Tarsiidae. The transcript is spliced from 5 exons. Gene Ontology annotation, biological process: negative regulation of endopeptidase activity. The coding region runs from base 1 to 987 and encodes 328 amino acids. The record is from RefSeq and is a predicted model, not a curated record.
AUGAGGGCGGCGCCACGCCUCCUGCUCUCCGUCCUCCUGGCGCAGGGGUGGCUGGCGCCCGGCGUGGCCCCCGUCCUGCCGGCCCUCUUCCAGCGGCUCCGAGAGACCCUCUCCCGCGACCGGGAGCUGGGGCUGGCCCACGGCAGCCUGGCCUUCACCCACAAGGACUUCGACGUCAGAGAGACCUUCCGCAGGGCAUCCAGGAGGUACUUUGGCACAGAGUGUGUGCCCACGGAUUUCGGCAACGCCUCCCAGGCCACGCGGCUCGUGAACCGGUACGUCAGCCAGGAGACGCAGGGAAAGAUCCCCAAGCUCUUCGACGAGGUCGAUCCCGAAACCAAACUGCUUCUGGUGGAGUACGUCCUCUUCAAAGGGAAAUGGCUGACGCCGUUUGACCCUGCCUUCACUGAAGCUGACGCUUUCUACCUGGACAAGUACAAGGCCGUGAAGGUGCCCAUGAUGUACAGGGCGGGCGAGUUCGCCUCCACCUUCGACAGGGAUCUCCGCUGCCACGUCCUGAAACUGCCCUACCGAGGAAACGCCACCAUGCUGGUGGUCCUCAUGGAGAGAAUAGGCGACCACCUUGCCCUCGAAGACUACCUGACCACGGACCUGGUGGAGUCGUGGCUCAGAAACAUGAAAGCCAGACAGAUGGAAGUUUUCCUUCCAAAGUUCAAGCUGGACCAGAAGUAUGAGAUGCAUGAGCUGCUUAAACAGAUGGGAAUCAGAAGAAUCUUCACUCCCUGGGCUGAUCUCAGUGAACUCUCGGCUACUGCAAAUCUUCACGUAUCCAAGGUUUUACAGAGAGCAGUGAUUGAAGUCAACGAAAAGGGAACAGAGGCCGCAGCAGGAACCUUGGUAGAAAUGAUGGCUUAUUCCAUGCCUCCUAUAGUCAAGGUGGACAGGCCGUUUCAUUUCAUGAUCUAUGAAGAAACCACAAGGAUGCUUCUGUUUCUGGGCAGGGUAGUAAAUCCUACCCUCCUGUGA